Molecule: messenger RNA, 1632 nt
Organism: Lathyrus oleraceus (garden pea)
Lineage: Eukaryota; Viridiplantae; Streptophyta; Magnoliopsida; Fabales; Fabaceae
Product: protein trichome birefringence-like 6
Exons: 5
Coding region: 116-1537 (473 amino acids)
Cellular component (GO): Golgi apparatus
Molecular function (GO): O-acetyltransferase activity
Source: RefSeq, a predicted model, not a curated record
UGUGCAACUUCUUAAUCCAUUAUCAAAAUCGUGCAUGUUGAAUGGACCAUAAUAAUAAUAGCUACCAAAAACUGCUACCACCAUUGACUUCAACUACUUCCACUUUUCAUCAUCCAUGGAGAGACAGCGAAGUUUCUCUUUCAAACCCACUAGACUCUUACUCUUCACAUUCACUCUCUUUUCUUCCAUUUUCUUCCUUUCAUUUUUCACUAUCUCCCUCACCAAAUCCACCACCACAGCACCUUCACCAAUCACUCUUGUUCCCAUUCUUCAACCUGGAACUCUCCACUCUUUCACUCAAAACAACUUCACUCGUGCUAAUAUCUCAACUUUAAUCGAUAACCGUCUUUCUAGAAGCGUCAACAGAUCCAAAUCUGAAGCUGUGAGAGACCGUUCUGUUGCUUCGAGUGUUGAGUUUGGUGAAAUGCGUGAUAAUGGAACGAUGGUUGAGGUGGUUGGUUUAGUGGGGAAGAGUAAAGUUUCGAUUUUUGAGACAGUUGAAGUGAAGAAGAAGGUGGUGAAAGGGUGUGAUUUGAGUAAAGGGUAUUGGGUUUUUGAUGAAAGGUAUCCUCUUUAUGGGAGAGAUUCUUGUCCUUUUGUUGAUGAAGGUUUUGAUUGUGAAGGGAAUGGAAGAUUGGAUAGAAAUUUUACUAAGUGGAGAUGGCAACCUCAAGAUUGUGACCUUCCAAGGUUCAAUGCAACAAAAAUGUUGGAGUUGAUAAGAGGGAAAAGGCUAGUUUUUGUGGGUGAUUCCAUUAAUAGGAACCAGUGGGAAUCAAUGCUGUGCAUGUUAUUGAGUGCUGUUAAGGAUCCAAAGAGGGUGUUUGAGGCACGCGGGAGGAAAAUUACCAAAGAGAAGGGGAACUAUAGUUUCCGGUUUCUGGAUUACCAAUGUACUGUUGAAUACUAUGUAAGUCAUUUCUUAGUUCAUGAAACCAAGGCAAGAGUAGGGCAGAAGCGAAGACCAACGUUGCGGAUUGAUGCCAUUGAUCACGGUUCGUCGAGAUGGAGAGGAGCUGAUGUUUUGGUUUUCAACACAGCUCAUUGGUGGUCGCAUUACAAAACCAAAGCUGGGAUAUAUUACUAUCAAGAAGGAACUAUGGUUCAUCCCCGGCUAAAUGUUUCUACCGCUUUUGGUAAAGCUUUAACCACUUGGUCCUCAUGGGUGGACAAACACAUAAAUUCUAAGAAAACACAAGUUUUCUUUCGAACUUCAGCGCCGUCUCAUUUCAGGGGAGGUAAUUGGAAUUCAGGAGGACAUUGUACAGAGGCAACUCAUCCUCUUAAUGAAACCUUAAACACAACUUAUCCGGAGAAGAAUAUAAUCGUAGAAGAAAUCAUAAAGCGAAUGAAAACUCCGGUGACAUUGUUGAAUAUAACUAGUUUGUCAGAAUUUAGGAUAGAUGGUCAUCCAUCCAUUUAUGGGAGAAAAACUCAAUCAUCAAGAAUUCAAGAUUGUAGUCAUUGGUGUCUCCCAGGGGUUCCAGAUACAUGGAAUGAGAUGUUAUUUUUUCAUUUACAAAGUAGAUUAGAGUGAACUGUUUCAAACUUGUAUCAUCAUUUUUUCUGCAACUGUGUAUAUGUAGUUUGUGAAAGUUUCCACGAGUUCAUGAAGAUGAAUGAUUUUAUGCA